AUGGCAAAAUUCUUAGUGGUGGACUGCCCGACCACAUAUAAUGUAAUCCUCAGAAGACCGAUCCUAGAUGAUCUGAGUGAAAUCACUUUAGUGCGCUGUCAAGCAAUGAGAUUCUCGACUCGAGGUGGGGUCGUGACAAUCAGAAGCUGUAAGAAAGAAUCUCGGGAAUGUUACAACUGGACCAUUAAUGCUGCACUAAAAUGGUCAUUCCCGAGAACCAUGGUUAUUGUAGAGUCCGAGCCAAACCUCAAACCUCAGGAUACCAUAGAUCCUUGCAUCCAUAAAGAAGAGCCCGUGGGAGGGCCAACAAUAGAGCUACGAGAAAUAUCUAUCAGCGAGGAAGACCCAAUUCGCAUGUUAAAAAUUGACAGCAAUCUAAACAAAGAAAUGGCCGAUAGUUUGGCGAGGUUUCUAAAGAAAAACCUUGACGUAUUCGCAUGGGUACAUGUAGAUAUGGUGGAAAUCAACUGCGAGGUAAUGUGCCAUAAAUUGAAUGUCAACCCAAUAGCUCGACCAAUCAGGCAAAAGAGAAGGUCUAUGGAUGCAGAACGCUCUAAAGCAUUCAAAGAUGAAGUUGACAAACUCCUGAACAUUAACUUCAUCAGGAAAGUGAAAUACCUGGACUGGCUCGCCAACCUAGUCUUGGUAAAAAAGUGGAAUGGCAAGUGGCAGACUUGCGUCGACUUUGCAGAUUUGAAUAAAGCUUGUCCAAAAGACAGUUUUUCGCCACCUUGGAUCAACCAAUUAGUAGAUACGACAAUAGGGAACGCACCAGUCAGCUUCAUGGAUGCAUACUUGGGAUUCAACCAAAUCCAGAUGUAUCAGCCCGAUGAAGAACACACCUCAUUUAUUACUAACCGGGGUAUUUACUAUUAUAGGGUUAUGUCGUUUGUCUUGAAGAAUGUUGGGUCGACCUACCAGCGUUUGGUGAAUAAGAUGUUCAUCGAGCAAAUCAAAAAAACAAUGGAGGUAUAUAUUGACAACAUGCUCGUCAAAUCAAAGGUUGUUGAAAGCCACGUUGAACACCUGAGGGAAAUGUUCGACAUCUUUAGAAAAUACAGAAUGAGGCUCAACCCUCUAAAGUGCGUUUUUAGAGUAAGCUCAAGAGCAUUUCUAGGUUUCCUGAUCAAUCAGCGAGGUGUUGAAGCCAACCCGGAAAAGAUUCAGGCUCUCUUGGACAUGAAAAGCCUGACCAACAUAAAGUAG
Pistacia vera is the source of this 1206-nucleotide messenger RNA. RefSeq lists its product as uncharacterized. Bases 1 to 1206 code for a protein of 401 amino acids. Lineage: Eukaryota; Viridiplantae; Streptophyta; Magnoliopsida; Sapindales; Anacardiaceae. The transcript has a single exon. The record is from RefSeq and is a predicted model, not a curated record.